Molecule: messenger RNA, 2067 nt
Organism: Dioszegia hungarica
Lineage: Eukaryota; Fungi; Basidiomycota; Tremellomycetes; Tremellales; Bulleribasidiaceae
Exons: 1
Coding region: 1-2067 (688 amino acids)
Source: RefSeq, a predicted model, not a curated record
AUGCAGGCUCUCAAAACCCUUGACAUCCUCCGUCCAUCCCGCCCAGCCUCACCUGCUCCCCCCUCCACCGCUCAAGUCACCCACUCCACCGCGAACGGCACCACCCAGCAGCCCACCGUCGCCGCCAACGGCGAGCUCAAAGCGCGCUCCCGCUCCCUUUCCCGCCAGCUCACCGACAAGGUCGUCGGUCUCCACCUCAAUACCGGCGUCACCCCAGUGACAUCGCACGUCACCAGUCCUGAAGGCAUGAACGGCAUGAAGCCUCCUUCGCCUCCCACCAGCCGGCCGGUCACACCACGAGUCCCGCCGCCGGCGUUGCCCGCAGAGGCGGCUGCUCCUGCUGGGGCAUACAUGGAUGCACUGGGACUGAGAUUGAACGAGGCGGUCAACAAGGCGUCGGCGGGCGUGGACUACAAAGCCAAGAAGGGGUUCAAGAAGGGGAACGGGUGGUCUGUGGGGGAAGUAGUGGUCAAGGAGUUGCCAUUCCCACCUAACGAUGCGUAUCUCAUCCGAGCGGUCCUACGUACGGCGGUCCGAUCUCUCUCCAUUUACAUUACGCGGCUCGAGUCACUGCUCCUCCCCGCCCUCACCGACCCAUCCUUCGUCAGCCCGCUCAACCUCUCUUCGCCCUCUCCCCUUGCCCACCCCCUCAACCCGGCACAGCACUACGCGGUCAGCAUUGCCCAUGCCGCGUGGGAAACGUGCGAGGUUCUGGAGCAGGCUCUGGACACUGGCAAGUGGCCCAAGUUUGUCAGCGAGACGCUCAGGCCGGUGAUGGACAAGCUGGACUUGGUGGUUGGCAAGGUGACUCAGCCGUUGCUUAUCAGCCUCAAGCGGGACCUCGUCGCCAGCUUGUCCAAAAGCGAGGGAACCAGUCCGCCUGGCGGGCGUGUCAUCGGUCUCGCUACCAUCCCCAAUCCCACUAUUCCCGGUCCGGACGUUCCAGUCAAGAGAGAGGCGUCUAACCAGCCCGGAACCCGGCUCACCAAGGAGCCGUCUCAGCCUGGCGUCGCUCGCUCCCUCGCCAUCCCGGUGGCGCUGCAGCAUUUCGCAUCCCGCAUAGACCUCAGCCGGAAGGUGCUGGAGAUUGUGGCGGUGCCGUGCGCGGACGAUGGGGAGGCGUGGAUCACGAAUGUUCUGGUGGCGGUGGUAUGGAAGGGCAUGUGUGUCAUGGCGGAGAAGGAGCCAGCUACAUCCAUCGGUCGUCCUCCAAGCCCCAGCAGCGUCAGCAAGGCAUUGCACAGUCUAGGCAAGGAGCGCGACACCACCCCUGCGGUCGUCUCGGAUCGGAUGGCACCGUCGCUUGCCAAGCUCGCCAACCCCCUUUCCAUUCUUCCUUCACGCUCGGCCUCUCGAGCUCCCUCUCCCCCGCGCGCACCUCGCGUCGACCCUGACACGCACGCUCUCAUGAGCCUCGAGGGGCUCGUCAAGCGGCUCGUCGGGGGUCUCGUCCCUCAGCCUCUCGGUCCGGACGUCACUCCCGACCCAAACGCAACCGAGCAUCUCGCUCGGGAGGCACUCCACGAGGCUCUCGAGGCUCUCACCUCCCUUCGCAUCGUCAGCGCGUCCAUGCACGGCCCCAAUGCGUCGGCUCGUACGCUCGCCAGCCUCCGUCGGAUCCGGGACGAUAUCGACGACCUCGCCGAGGAGGCGCUCGAUGAUGCGUGGGAGGACCUUCCUGCCAUCACCGUCUUUGCCAUCCUUUCUCGGCAGGCAAACCUGGCCCUAUCCACCCUCCCCUUCUCGCGCACGUCCGACCAGUCCUCGGAGAAACACCCGAAUGGGCUGGACAAGCUCAAGUUGCGCACAGCGGCGGACGUUUGGAAUUGGCCGAAGGGGGAGUAUGAGCGUCAGGUCCUCUCUGGCUUUGGGGCGGCUGAGGAGUGGGGGCGCCGUGUGGCACAGGCGUACAAGGGCGAGGUGGAGAGGGUGCUCGGGGAGCUGGCAAAGCUGGCGAGCGGGUCAGGGGAGAAGCCGGGCAAAGAGACGAUGGAGGCGGUCGAGUGGACGAGGAGUCUGGGGGUCGCGCUUGAGGCGAGAGGAGGGAUCAAGUUUGGGAUGGCUUAG